Messenger RNA from Onthophagus taurus, 2157 nucleotides. RefSeq names its product neuromedin-U receptor 2-like (gene PKr-C). Gene Ontology annotation, molecular function: neuromedin U receptor activity. The record is from RefSeq and is a predicted model, not a curated record. Gene Ontology annotation, cellular component: plasma membrane. Lineage: Eukaryota; Metazoa; Arthropoda; Insecta; Coleoptera; Scarabaeidae. Gene Ontology annotation, biological process: neuropeptide signaling pathway.
UUCACACUGUUCAAAUCGACCGGUUAAGAUUCGAACUUGUCUUUUCGUCAUGUGUGUGAAGUGAAAUAAAUUAAAAACUACAAAUAAAAAUGAAUGAAUCUGAAGUUUUUGAUGAUUUAACCCCUCGUAAUGACUCUUCUUUUACGAACAAUAUGUAUCCCAUGGAAUGGGCAAUACCGAUAACGGUGGUUUACGCGAUAAUUUUUAUUGCCGGCUUAUUAGGAAAUAUAAGUACGUGUAUAGUGAUCUCUAGAAACAAAUCAAUGCACACAGCUACGAAUUAUUAUUUAUUUAGUUUAGCAAUAUCCGAUUUGCUAUUACUAAUAUCCGGACUUCCCCCGGAAAUGUAUCGAAUUUGGUCACCGAACGAAUACAUUUUUGGGCAAGCUUUUUGUGUUAUACAAGGAUUUGCCGCCGAAACUUCAGCAAACGCAACCGUUCUAACCAUAACAGCUUUUACCGUUGAAAGAUACGUCGCCAUAUGUCAUCCAUUUUUAUCGCAGACCAUAGCAAAGUUGUCAAGAAUCAUCAAAUUUAUCGUCGCAAUUUGGCUAGUUGCUUUAUCAUUAGCCAUUCCUCAAGCAAUGCAAUUCGGAGUUCAAUAUGAAUCUGAUGGAACGAGUGGAUGUUCUGUCGUGCAAGAAGGUUUGUUUCAACAUUCAUUUGAAAUAUCAGCUUUCGUCUUCUUCAUGGGCCCGAUGACUUUAAUCACCGUACUUUAUGUAUUAAUAGCUAUUAAAUUACGUAAAUCACGAUUAUUAUUAUCUACACAACAUUCAACAAGUGAUGGACAUAAUCACCGAAGAAUUACAAGAAGUAAUAAAAGUUCAGCCGGACAAAAGAAAGUUAUCAAAAUGUUAGUUGCAGUAGUGACGGCGUUUUUUGUGUGUUGGGCACCAUUUCACGCUCAACGUUUAUUUGCAAUUUACUUGGCAAAUGCAACACCUGAGCAACAAGAAAUAGCUUUCAACGCCUACGUCGCUUUAAUCCAUAUUUCCGGGGUCCUUUAUUUUUUAUCGACGACGGUCAACCCACUGCUCUACAAUAUUAUGUCGAAUAAAUUCCGCGACGCUUUCAAGACAACCUUAGCCCAACUUUGCAAAACAAGACGUGAACGUGAAUUAAAUAGAAGUUAUUCGGUUUUAUCCAAAUAUCAUCCUUCGAGGAAUUAUCAACGUUCGGUAUCUGAUGGUGCUGCAAGCACAGCCACAACAGAAAUACGAAUAGAUAAAAUCGGAUCAAAAUCGAAAAGCGCACCGAAUUCAAGACAACAUUCAACAACAAAUUUUCGUCCCCGGCUUCUUACUCCAACGAAUCAAACGACCGUAUUCACCAAUUUGAUCAAAUCCGAUACGAAAAGUACCGUUGAAAACGCUUUGUUACCGGUACCGAAGCUUCGACAAAAUUGUCAAAAGAAAAUGAGACAAAGGAAAAUCGAAAAGAUGAAUUUCUGGAGAAGGUGUACCGCUCUAUUUAAAGGUACAAGAAAAAGUGAUACUUUUAAGAUUGAUAAUAAUAGCCCGGAUAUGGGAAACACUAUAAGUAAUUCAAGUUUGCAAGAUAUGGACGAAAUGGAAUUCAGCAGUUCCGAUUUGGUGAAAUACAUGGAGGAAGUUAAUGAGGAUAUCACAUAGCCACAGUGGAUUUCCAUGGGGAAUAUUACGACUGGAAAUGAAUUGGAAACGAUUUAUGAGAUUUAAAUUUCAAAUUUCAUAAAAAAAAAGAAAAAGACAAGGUGCACUGAUUCUUGAAAGAAAAAAAACUGAUAUAAUGUAAGAUGUACUUAUAAAUUAAAAAAAAUCAAUGUGAUUCUACUUAUUAAGUUAAAUUAAAUGACGUACAGAGUAACGUCCAAAGUAUUUACGUAUAUGUCUAAAUUGUAUAUUUAUGUAAAGAUUAAAUGUUUUAUGUAAAUAAAUGUAUACCCAAAAUUAUUUUGUUUCAAAAAUAAAGUGAAAUUUCUGGAUUUAACACCUAUACUAUUCAAAUAUCCAAAUAUAAUUCAUAUAUGUUACACAUAUAAACCAAAUUAUUUAUAACUGUAAUAAUAAAUUAAGAUGUGUAUAUAUUAUAGAAGUAAAUUUCUAAUUUACACUUUAAAAAUAGACUCUUAUACAAGACCUUUAUCAAUAACAAUAAUAGGGGACGUCACUUAUA